UCACCGGAGAGAACCAACCCAACCCAAGCUUCUGCUCUCAGCAAGUGAAGCAUAAAACCCUUCUCUCCAUCUCUCUCUCUCUCUCUCUCUCUCUCUCUGUGUGAAGACCAAGAAAGUUGUAAGUAGUUUUUAGCUUGGAGAUUUGAUGGCGUCCAAGCUGGUUCAAUUGCAAUCCAAGGCUGCUCAGGCUUCACAGUUUGUGGCCAAGCAUGGAGGUGCCUACUACAGGCAGUUAUUGGAGCAAAACAAGCAGUACAUUCAAGAGCCACCCACCGUCGAGAAAUGCAAUCUUUUGUCAAAACAAUUGUUCUAUACUCGCCUUGCCAGUACUCGUGGGCGCCAGGAAGCAUUCUGGAAGGAGCUUGAUUAUAUCAAGCAUCUAUGGAAGAACAGGCAGGAACUCAAGGUUGAGGAUGCUGGCAUUGCUGCCUUGUUUGGGCUAGAAUGCUUUGCCUGGUACUGUGCUGGUGAGAUUGUAGGUCGAGGAUUUACAUUCACGGGCUACUAUGUUUAAAUGCUGCAUCAGGAAGACUGCUUUUGAAGUUGAUUUGAUUGAGCUACUCAUCGUUUAAUUUUAUGUUUGAAUUGCCAUCAAGGGACAAUAACAUACAUGUUAAAAUAUUAUACUCUGGGAUUUAUGGCAAUUGUGUAGACGAACAAAGUCAUUAGCAUCAAUAAUCUCUUCCAAUAUCAUGUUUUCGUCUAUCCUUUCUGUUUUUCCUUCCAAUGAGCCCUAUUAUAAGCUACAUCAUGGAUAAUGUUCUUCUACCCUUCUGCUA
This is a messenger RNA of Juglans regia (Persian walnut), 779 nucleotides long. RefSeq lists its product as uncharacterized. Gene Ontology annotation, molecular function: proton transmembrane transporter activity. The transcript has 3 exons. The coding region runs from base 146 to 514 and encodes 122 amino acids. NCBI's taxonomy places the organism in Eukaryota, Viridiplantae, Streptophyta, Magnoliopsida, Fagales, Juglandaceae. Gene Ontology annotation, biological process: proton motive force-driven ATP synthesis. The record is from RefSeq and is a predicted model, not a curated record.